Messenger RNA from Lactuca virosa, 834 nucleotides. The record is from the annotation of a GenBank genome assembly. Lineage: Eukaryota; Viridiplantae; Streptophyta; Magnoliopsida; Asterales; Asteraceae.
AUGUCGGAGACGAGGAUUCUAGAGAUUAACUUGAUCUCUGCGCAAGGUCUAAAGAUUCCCCCUUCUACUAAACGCAAGACGCACACCUACGCAAUCGCAUGGGUCGAUCCCACAGUCAAGCUCCGGAGUAGCCUUGAUCCCGUCGGAGGCGAUAACCCUACCUGGAACGAGAAGUUCAUCUUCCGAGUCACGCCGGAUUUCAUCUAUGGAGACACAUCCGCUGUUCAAUUCGAAAUCUACGCUUGUGGAUACAUCAGAAACUAUCUCAUCGGCCACGUACGUUACCUCUUAAGUAGUAGUUCCCUCACAUCCUCCAAAACCGGUGCAAUGAUCGGAACUCCGGCAUUCUCCGCCGUCCACAUCCGCCGUCCAUCCGGGAGAGUCCACGGUGUACUCAACAUCGCUGCGACAGUUUACGAGGGUUCAGAUUUUGCAGCGUUUAACGGGAUGUCCGCCGUGUGUUUUCGUGAUCUGAUUGGAGAAAAGGAAAAUGAUGAUAAACGCCGCCGUGAACGGAGGCUCUCAUGGCAUCCCAGCCGCGACGGAUCGAAGAGAAGCCAGCGAUCAUCUGGAGCAGAGUCUUGCGAUUCUCCAUCGGUUGAAUUCUCCGACGGAAACGAUUCCACGACGUCGUCUUCCUCUUCCUCCCUGACUACGGCGGCGUUCAAGGACUUGAACGGCGUGAGAUCAACCGUUCAAGUGGCGGGAAAGAAGAAUUUGAAAUCCGACGGUGGGGGUUUGUUGUGUGGGUUAAUGUUACAGAGGAGAUUUAGUUACUGUCCGUCGGAUCAAAAUCUUUUGACAUUAACUGGAUUUCGUGAUCGGAAGAUCUAG